AUGGAGGCUUACGUUGAUGAUAUGUUGGUCAAGAGUCUCUUGGCUGAGCAGUAUCCAAAUGACUUGGAUGAGUGCCUCCAGACCUUGCGCCAGUAUCAGAUGAAGCUCAACCCGGCUAAGUGUGCAUUCAGGGUGACAGCUGGUAAAUUCUUGGGGUUCAUGGUGCAUUACCGGGGGAUUGAGGCUAACCCCUUGAAGAUAAAAUCCAUUCUCGAGAUGCCUCCUCCUCAUAAGGAGUGCCAGGAGGCAUUUGAGCAGCUGAAACAGUGUCUGGUCUCCCCCCCAGUCCUAGCUAAGCCACAGCCAGGAGAGUCACUAUACAUUUAUUUGGCUGCCUCGGAUGAGGCCGUCAGUUCGAUUUUGGUACGGGAGGAGGACAAAGUUCGAAAGCCGGUCUACUAUGUGAGCAAGAGAUUGGCUGGAGCCGAGAUUUGUUACACUCCAACAGAAAAGUUGGCCUAUGCCCUAGUCAUCUUCGCUCAAAAGUUGAGGCCCUACUUCGAGGCACACCAUGUUAUCGUCCUAUCAAAUCAGCCAUUGAGGCAUGUGUUGGGAAAGUCGGACUUGUCAGGGAGGAUGCUCAAGUGGGCGGUGGAGCUAAGUGCCUUCGACAUCGACUAUCGACCUCGGCCGGCCAUCAAGGCACAAGCUCUUGCUGACUUUAUCGUGGAGGGCACCCUACUAGUGGAAGCAGACGAAGGGGUUUCCCAGACUUGGACUCUCUUUGUGGAUGGCAGCUCCAGUGUUGGAGGCAGUGGUGCUGGAAUAUUGCUCCAGGGCCCCAACGGUCAGGCUUGGCCAUAUGCCCUCCACUUCGAGUUCAAUGCCUCUAAUAAUGAGGCUGAGUACGAGGCGCUUAUUGCCGGGCUCAGACUAGCGGAACAGAUGGGAGUCAGGGAUUUGGAGGUCACAGGGGAGUUUGAGGCCCGGGAGGACGCCAUGGCUCAAUACUUGGCAAUAGCCAAGGAUCUUAUGGCGCGAUUUCAAGCGAUGAAAAUCAAUCAUGUCCCACAUGCGCAGAAUGCAGUGGCGGAUGCUCUCUCGAGGAUAGCUGCUUCUUCCUUCCCCAGGAAUUCCCGAGCUGUCUACAUGGAGUCGUUGCCUCAGAGGAGCAUAGAGACAGAAACAGAGCAGCUUUGCGUAGAUGGAGUAGAAAAUUGGAUGGAUCCAAUUGUAGCACAUCUAACCAAUGGAUGGCUACCAGAGGACGAACAAGAGAGUCGAAAACUCAAGCGUCAAGCUGCCAAGUUUCUUUUGAUCAGAUUAGACCUUUACAAGAAAUCCUUCACUCAAUCGCUGUUGAAAUGUGUUGGGGCCAUCGAGGCCAACUACAUCUUAAGGGAAAUCCACGAGGGGAUUUGCGGCAGUCACAUCGGAGCUCGGACCAUUUUGCAAGGACUCCGAGCUCGAGUUAAGAAGGCGGAAGACCGAUGGGUAGAUGAGCUCCCCAAUAUACUAUGGUCUUAUCGAACUACGCCGCGAACGGCUAUAGGAGAAUGCCCUUUUACAUUGUGUUAUGGCUUGGAGGCUCUUAUCUCGGUCGAGAUUGGGGUGAUGAGCUACCGAGUGGAGCAUUUCGAUCCGGAGGUUAAUGAGCAAGGGCUAAGGUGCAACUUGGAUAUGAUGGAUGAGCUCCGAGACCUGGCACGAAUUCGACAAGCCGGGUAUAACCAGCGCAUUGCUAGGUACUACAAUCGACGAGUCCACGCUAGGAGUUUAAUGCUGGGAGAUCUUGUGUUGCGAUGGUUCGACGUGAGUCAUCCUCGGGAUACGAAUAAACUAACUCCGAAUUGGGAAUGA
Molecule: messenger RNA, 1800 nt
Organism: Diospyros lotus (date-plum)
Lineage: Eukaryota; Viridiplantae; Streptophyta; Magnoliopsida; Ericales; Ebenaceae
Exons: 4
Coding region: 1-1800 (599 amino acids)
Molecular function (GO): RNA-DNA hybrid ribonuclease activity; nucleic acid binding
Source: RefSeq, a predicted model, not a curated record